Molecule: messenger RNA, 2069 nt
Organism: Mya arenaria
Lineage: Eukaryota; Metazoa; Mollusca; Bivalvia; Myida; Myidae
Product: hemicentin-1-like
Exons: 6
Coding region: 66-773 (235 amino acids)
Source: RefSeq, a predicted model, not a curated record
GUUACACAUGUGACUGAACGGACACAUUGAUUUGUUCCCUGUAACGUUCAUUUCUCUCUAAAAAAAUGGAUAGAAAGGUAGAGGUGCUUCCGAUGGUUGUGCUCCUUUUGAAUGUAUUAACAACAAUAUGUAGAGGGGAGCACCUAAGACUUAACCCGGCUUUGUCCUACCUGGUGAAAGCGGAAGGAGAUAAGCUACAGUUGGAAUGUAUCCACGAAUACAAUGUCACGGCGCAAGGGAGUGCAUACUUCGCUAAAAAUGGGAAAAUGUUAACAUUAGACAACGAGGAUGAUUACAUUAUAACAUCCAAGACCACAAUAAUAAAUACAGGGCUAGGGACAAAAGUAAUAAAGACACUCAUUAAAGACAGCACGACUUUAACUGACAAUGGAACAUUUGUCUGCAAGGCUGGAAACUUUGAAAUCUCAAUCAACGUCAUUGUAUUUCAAGUUACUCAAGCAAAUGCUCUUUACCAAGACAACGCAACUGAGGUAGAGCUAGGAUGUGCUUUGGAAGGGCUAAGUCCUGGAAUUCCUAUCGAUUUUUACUGGUACAGGCAAGGUGGUGCUAGGCUCCACGGCGAUCGAUACAACAUAUCAAACAAUUGGAAACUGCGUAUCGAAAAGCCAACUCUCUCGGACAUCGGAUCGUACAAUUGUUCAGCCAAUUUCUAUCCUAAGACAGAAGAUGAGCAAACAUUGUUCCUCACGUCGGUCUAUCUCAAUGUUUCCAGCAUUUGCGGGUGGGGUAAGAUUUUCACAUCACACAUGUAGGUUUCCGGUCCAUUGUUUUGCCAGUGUCAUUAUUAUGCAGAUUGGUGGGAGUUUAUGGGCGAGUGAUUGUUGUGUUCGAUUGGUGGCACUCUAUUAAUAAGAUAAUGAAACAGUAUUUGUGCUUUUCCUCUGACAUUGCAGAAUAUAGAAAAGAAGUUCGUUUCGCGGUCACAUGACCACCUGACUGUAGAUAAACAUCACGUGGUCUACUAUCCUAAUAAACUUAAGUUUACACGGCACCUUGUUAUAGGACCGACUUGUAUGCUAGUGACAGAAAAAAAGAGCGUCUAUCUAAUGAAGAAAUCAAUCUGAAACAAAAUUGUUAAUUGGCUUAGUCUAUCUAAAAUCUUUAUAUACAUCAGUAAGAAUAUGGUUUUAAAAGUAAAGUGGAAUGGACUACUAAAACUACACACGAGAUUAAAUCCAAUAUUUAAUUAAAACAGCGCCUACACGGAAAACUUGGCCAAUGCGAGACACCUGAGUCAUAAAGAAAUAUAACCAUUUGGAUUGGUUUGAAAAUGGACGAAUACGGAAACCAAAUGUUUGAUUAGUUUAAUACCAGAUUUUAAACGGGAUCAAUUCAAUUGUAAAUAACACAUUGUGGUAUUUUUUAAAGAUGCACUCUUACUCCCAGAUAAAAUUUACCACAAUUAAUAAUAUAGUAUUAAUAUACCAAACAUGGUGGAUAAAUGUUGAAAACAAUAGUUCUUAUGAAAGAUACCGAGUUUAAUUUGAAAGAAAUGUGCAGAAAACACGGUAUAUCUAUCUUAGCAGACUAUCACAGUAAUUAUUUCAGCAUUCACCAAUCAUUUAAUAUUUUAACGUUUUCAGAUAUCAAAUACACGGUUACAAUCUUGUUAUCAGUAAUUAAUAUUUUCCAUUUAAUGCAUUAUUUAGUAAGUAGUUUAAGGUUAAUCAGUCAAAUUUGAUGUAUGUUAUACAUGUGUAUGUUUUGAUUUUGAAUGAGAGUGUCACUUUAACCAAAUGUUUUUAUAAAACCGUCUACGAAAUGUUCAAGUACUUUGUUUUUACCUUAUUCAUGAAAUCUGUAAUGGUGAUUUCAAACUGUGUGCUGUUCGUAUUGGCCCGAUGCAGUAGCCAAUUCCGUUAAUAAUAGCAGCAGAAUAAUUUAUAUUUUCUAUUUACAUAUCAGCUGGACCAAGAAUACUCAAUAUUGAAUGCAUAAAUCAAUUUCCACUAACACUUAAAUGUAACGUUGCCGGUUAUCCACAACCAAACGUCACGUGGGAACAGGAUGGGAACCAACUAAAAAGCACUAUCGAUUCGUUUGACGUA